AUGGUGUGCCAAUACCACAUAUGCCAAUGGACGAGCUGUCCCACCUCGAAUACGAGUACCCAAUUCCAUCCGAGGCCCCCUCAGCUUGGACGGCCUCCGACGGCAGCAGUGGGAUUGCCAACCUGGCACUUACCUCGUCCCGAAGUUGAUUCGUUGGUCAAGAACAACAAGAAGCCUGCAGGGCAGAUGCGAAUGAUGUCAUUUUCCAUGUUGUCGAGCGCAUAUCAGAUCGCCUAUUCAGACGGUAGGUGUCAACGGAUCAAUAGUGCCAACAUUAGCCUGAUUGUGGGCGAAAAAUUCAAGCGUUGCAUUGGAAAUACGAUCCUGCAUCCUCUGGCCGGCGACUUUGGGUUGCCAAAUUUGUCGGCGGGAGCCGAGGGGUAUGACAACUUGCAGCGGCUUUUCUAUAUCGGACCAGACGAUUUAGGGCCGUCAGUGAAGUGUCACUGUUUAUCUAUGAUCGACUGUCAAAAUGAUGGGUACUGCGUGACUGACGGAGCUUUGGCAGUCGGAACAACAGCGAAGCCAUCCAGCUGCUAA
This is a messenger RNA of Colletotrichum orchidophilum, 540 nucleotides long. RefSeq lists its product as uncharacterized. The record is from RefSeq and is a predicted model, not a curated record. Lineage: Eukaryota; Fungi; Ascomycota; Sordariomycetes; Glomerellales; Glomerellaceae. The coding region runs from base 1 to 540 and encodes 179 amino acids. The transcript is spliced from 2 exons.